Molecule: messenger RNA, 854 nt
Organism: Ricinus communis (castor bean)
Lineage: Eukaryota; Viridiplantae; Streptophyta; Magnoliopsida; Malpighiales; Euphorbiaceae
Product: histone H1
Exons: 2
Coding region: 146-652 (168 amino acids)
Biological process (GO): negative regulation of DNA recombination; chromosome condensation; nucleosome assembly
Cellular component (GO): nucleus; nucleosome
Molecular function (GO): structural constituent of chromatin; nucleosomal DNA binding; double-stranded DNA binding
Source: RefSeq, a predicted model, not a curated record
UCACAAACUCCCCGCCUAAACAAAAGAUUUUGAAAUUGAAAUCUUCUACCCAUUAUUUCUACUUCAGAUCCCAAAAAUUAAAACCCAGUAAUCACCUCUCUCUCUCUCUCUCUCUCUCUAUCUAAAGAAAACCAUCAGAAAAGAAAUGGCGAAAGGAACGGUUGCUGUUAAAAGCAAAGCCACCAAAAAUUCUCCUCCUGCUCUGAACCACCCUCCUUACUUUGAGAUGAUAAGUGAAGCCAUAUCAACAUUAAAGGAAAGGACUGGAUCCAGCCAGCCAGCGAUUGCAAAGUUUAUAGAGCACAAAUAUAAAACUCAAUUGCCUCCUAAUUUCAAGAAACAGCUCUCUGUCCAGUUGAAAAAGUUUGUGAAAUCUGAAAAACUUGACAAGAUCAAGAAUUCUUACAAGAUUUCUUCUACUGAGAAGCUUAAACUGGUCAUCAGAGAAGCGCAGAAACCAAAGAGCGCAUUGGCACCUAAAGAAAAGGCUGCCAGGACUAAGAGGCUUGGCCAGGUUAAGACACCUGAUGUGUUAAAAAAGAAGGCAAAGAAGAAUAAUAAAGAUGUGAAGGGUGCAAAGAUGAAGAGACUGAGUCAAGUGAAGACACCAGAUGGGUUCGACAAGAAACAGAAUUCAAAGGCUAGGAAGUGACGUAGAAAUAUAAUGGUGGAUUAUUAGAUGUCGAUUGCUUUCAGUUAUUAAGAGAAGGAAGUCUUAAAGUUUGGUCUGUAGUUUCUUUUCUGCUUCUUUUAGACUUUAGAAAAGUUUGGUAGCAGCUAUAUGUUUGUCAAUGGUAAUUAAGGUUUGUAAUUUGCAACGUAGAAAUAGAUAGUUAUUUUGUUGAAGAUUUCAA